Staurois parvus is the source of this 336-nucleotide messenger RNA. The record is from the annotation of a GenBank genome assembly. NCBI's taxonomy places the organism in Eukaryota, Metazoa, Chordata, Amphibia, Anura, Ranidae.
CUCUUUAGCCACUUCCAGUCCGGACACUUUUACCCCUUUCCUGUUUGGCCCUUAACCACUUCCAGUCCGGACACUUUCCCCCCCUUCCAGGCCAGACACUUUCACCCCCUUCCAGUCCGGACACUUUCACCCCCUUCCAGUCCCGGACACUUUCCCCCCCUUCCAGGCCGGACACUUUCACCCCCUUCCAGUCCGGACACUUUCCCCCCCUUCCAGUCCGGACACUUUCCCCCCCUUCCAGUCCGGACACUUUCCCCCCCUUCCAGUCCGGACACUUUCCCCCCUUCCAGUCCGGACACUUUCACCCCCUUCCUGUCCAGGCCAAUUUUCAGCUUU